UUAAAGAUUGUGAAAGAUUUGGCUGUUUUUUUUAAAUCGAGAGACGUCAAAUUGUCUUAUUUACCUAUGUUUUUUCUCAUUAAUCAAAGUCUUUUAAGUUUUACAUAGAAGAAUUUUAUCGUAAUUAAGAAAGCAUUGCUAAUUAAACAUUUUAUAACUAAUUAUGAUAGGAUCUUUCAAAUUUUUACAAUGUCUCUGUGAUAAGUUUUAUUUUUUUUUGUUCUACUUAAGGUAAAAAUGUUGUUCACUAACAAUCAAUUAAUUGGAAAUAUUUCAUGUCAAUUAUUUAUCAGUAAAUUUUGAUUUUCAUUGAAAUGAAUCUUCUUCGUGAUUCAAAAGUUCGCGAGUAUAUAAAAUCUCGAACUGUUAUUUCUAAUAGAAAUGCACUUAUGGUUUGUCAAUGUUUUGAAAAUUUAACAUUGAAAGACUCUCACAAUCAAAAUGCAUCCUCCAUUAGUACCAAUUUAGCUGAAUUGGCUGCAACCUUCAAACAAGGAAAAGUUAGACAUAUUGUAAUGUAUAUUACAAAAAUAUCAUACUUUAAUAGUGAUAUGUUAAAGUUUCUAGCAAAUGAAAUGUUAGAGUGUAAAGAAAAUGAUUUAGUAGAACAAUAUUUCACAGUAUUGGAUCAGAAUUUCAGAAUGCACCCUCCGUGCGCAUCUUAUAUGAAAUCUGAAUAUGAUCAAUUUUUACUUUCACCUUAUAGGAAGUGUUUUAAUGAAAUGAGUUUAUGGGAAUAUAUUAUGGAUUCUUUUAAUCGUAUUCUUAAUGGAUCUCUUGAAUUAGGAAAUGGUAGCACUUUUGAUCUAGCAUUAAAAAGGUGCUUAAGAUUUUGUGUUUCAGUUCUUGAAGUUGACCUUAGAGUUUGUAAAAAUAAUAAUUCUAGAGCCAUAAUUAUGAAUUGUUUGAAUUAUCAUCCUGGAAGAAGAACAAGAAUGAGUGAUAUUUGUAAAAUAUUAGAUAAACUAUUUUUAACAGGAUAUGAUAUUCAAAUGGAAAUAAUUAAUCUAGCAAUAUUAAUAAGUGACAUGAUGUCUGAAUAAAUUUUGAACUUUUUAAUCUAUUAUUAUGUUAUAAAUAAGAAUAAUUUUGAUUUUAUUAUUAUAUGUGAAGAACAUACAAAUAUAUAUAUUUUAUCAAAUAAAAAGUAUUUA
This is a messenger RNA of Daktulosphaira vitifoliae (grape phylloxera), 1154 nucleotides long. RefSeq lists its product as uncharacterized. Lineage: Eukaryota; Metazoa; Arthropoda; Insecta; Hemiptera; Phylloxeridae. The transcript has 2 exons. The record is from RefSeq and is a predicted model, not a curated record. The coding region runs from base 315 to 1043 and encodes 242 amino acids.